This is a messenger RNA of Wasmannia auropunctata (little fire ant), 1607 nucleotides long. RefSeq names its product synaptic vesicle 2-related protein-like. NCBI's taxonomy places the organism in Eukaryota, Metazoa, Arthropoda, Insecta, Hymenoptera, Formicidae. The record is from RefSeq and is a predicted model, not a curated record. The transcript has 10 exons. Gene Ontology annotation, cellular component: membrane. Gene Ontology annotation, molecular function: transmembrane transporter activity. The coding region runs from base 48 to 1517 and encodes 489 amino acids. Gene Ontology annotation, biological process: transmembrane transport.
CUUCGGCGAAUUUUCUUCGCUGUUGCGAUAAGAUCGUCACGUGUGGCAUGAGUGACGAUUGCGAGACUGCAAUAACUGAAACAGGAUGGGGUAUCUGGCAUUACUUCAUCGUCGCUCUGUGCGGCCUACUGUCGCUUGCGGAAGCGAACACUUCUCUGACUGUUCCCGUUUUGGCACCGCUGAUAGCGUGCGAUUUAAAGCUCAACAGGGAUCAGGCCACAAUGCCUAUCGCCACUUCCAGUUUCGGAAUGGCAGCAGGUGCUUUUCUGUUUGGAACUAUAUCAGACGUUGCAGGUCGCAAAAAAUUAAUCCCGAUUACUUUGGGCAUAGUGUUUUGCGCUUCGGCUGCUCUUGCCUUCGCUCAAGCUAAUUUCUUUAUAAACCUAUCAGUAUUCAUGUUGGGACUCGGAGUGGCCGGAAAUAAUAUCGUUCUGAGAGUUUAUCUCGUCGAAUGCCUACCGAUGAGAAAGAGAGGAACUUGUUUAGCAGUAAUCGACAUGUUUUGGAUAGUCGGCUAUAUAUCAGCUUUAGGCAUUUCCUGGUCCAUGAUGCCGUCCGUCAUACGCAUGCUGGGCAAGCAAUUCCGGCCGAGUUCCUGGCGAGUACUCGCCAUUGUCUGCGGCACGCCAAGCCUGGUGAUCGCCUGCACCUCGGGUCUUCUACCGCCGAGUCCCCGACACUCGUUGCACCGUCGACGGCUGGGACAAGCGCUCACGGUGCUCGAACAGAUGUACGCCAUCAAUAAUUCGAAGCACGCCGAUACCUACCCGGUCAGAGAUUUGGAAGGCCUCGUGCGUCCAGACGACGAGGAUGAAGCUGGCAUUAUUCAAAGGUACUUCACGAAAACCUGGGAACGGAUUCACAGAGUGUACAAGCCUCCGUACAAGCGGGUGACACUGUGCGGAAUGUUAGCGUGCCUCUUGCACUUUCCUGGAUUCGCUUGGCUCGCUCUGUGGAACACGCACGUUCUCCAGGAAAUGGCAGAGGACCACGUGAACGUCGUGGGCGGGAACGGCACGUGUCGCGUCGACGUCCAGAGCAUGGCGUUGGAUUUUUUGCGAAGCUGCGACGAGGUGAACGAGGCUCGUUUCGAAAUGCUGUCGCUGAUAUCGCUGGGCUACGUGCUGGGAGAGACGUUGCUCGUCCUCGGAAUCGACGUCAUUGGCAGAAGGUCGUGCUUAAUACUUUCGGGAUUGGCGGGUAGCCUGGCCUCGCUCACGCUUAUUUUCCGAUUGCACCACACGAUACGUGUAACUCUCUCGUCGAUUUUCCUGGCCGCUUACGCUAUCGGGCGCACGACGACGUGCGUUUCGCUGCUGGAAAAUUAUCCCACCGCUCUGAGGGGCACGAUGAUGGGUCUGACGAGGAUACUUCCCCACUUGACGGCUUUCGCGCUGCAGCUCUCCCUGAGGACGACCUGCCUGCUAAGUAUAAUCGUCGCGUCGGCCAGCUUGAUGGGUGCGGCGAUCGCGAUGCUACUGGUGCCCGAUUUAACCAGAUUGCCGAUGAAGGAAUAAUUCGAACUUCUGGAAAUGCAUGAAAGGUGCGUUUUCUCUACGAGCGAAGCGGCGGCUGUUUUUCUCGAAUAAAAUUUUAUUUUGCAUGCA